Cimex lectularius (bed bug) is the source of this 1710-nucleotide messenger RNA. Its product is annotated as cytochrome P450 4V2-like. Lineage: Eukaryota; Metazoa; Arthropoda; Insecta; Hemiptera; Cimicidae. The coding region runs from base 70 to 1593 and encodes 507 amino acids. Gene Ontology annotation, molecular function: oxidoreductase activity, acting on paired donors, with incorporation or reduction of molecular oxygen; monooxygenase activity; heme binding. The transcript is spliced from 12 exons. The record is from RefSeq and is a predicted model, not a curated record.
CUUUAUAAUCAUAUUGAAAAUAUUUUAUUUUCAACAGAAGAGAUUUGCCUUACCACCAGCGAGUUCAAAAUGAAUCUGAUUGUUCUGUUAGCUGAAGCUGUGCUGUUAAUUAUAAUCUUAUGUAUAAAAUUGGAUAUCGUUGAUUACAUUAGGAAUGCGUACUAUUUAAAUAAGCUUCCAGGGCCUCCAAUGUUACCAAUCAUUGGAUGGACAUUCAAAUUGGCAUUUAUGAAAAUUGAAGAUCUUAUCAAUUUCUUAGUCUCGUACAUAGGUAAUAAAUAUCAUGUUGCUAAAUGUUGGAUUGCUGGCACACCUGUUGUUAUCCUGCUUGAUCCUGAAGACUUGGAAAAAUUACUUGGAAGUAUGCAAUACAUUACAAAAGGGACACAUUACAACCAUGUGAAGACUUGGCUCAAUGAAGGCCUGCUGACGAGUUCAGGUGAAAAAUGGCACAGCAGGAGAAAAACCUUGACACCGACGUUUCACUUUAAAAUACUUGAAGAUUCUUUACUGACCAUGAACAAAGGGGCAAAGAUAUUUGCAAAGAAGUUGCUUGAGCUCAACGGCGAAAAGACACAAAUAGCAAAAUUGGUAAACCUGUGCACACUUGACAUCGUAAGCGAGAGUGCAAUGGGUGUAAAUUUAGAAGCUCAGCAUAACAAAUCAUCUCAGUAUGUCAGUGAUAUUGCAGAAAUCAGUGAAAUAAUAAUGAAAAGGAUUCUUUGUUUCUGGCUCUACAAGGAUUUCACAUUUUACUUGACACCAACUGGUUUCAGAUUUAAAAAAGUCCUACAACGGCUCCACACAUUCACCCAGAAUGUGAUAACUGAAAGAAAAGAAAUACACGAGAAAGAAAUUACUUCAGGACUGAGUGCACAUCAACUCAAGAAGAGGAAGGCAUUUUUGGACUGCCUAAUUGAGCUAGAAAUAAAUAAUCCUGGCAUAUUCACAGAGGAAGACAUGAGAGAAGAGGUCGACACAUUUUUAUUUGAGGGCCAUGACACAACUUCUGCAGCAAUUGUUCAUGCUAUGAUGUUUGUGGGUUCCAAUCCUGAAGUUCAGGAAAGGCUUUCCUUAGAAAUGGAAGAGAUUUUUGGUGAUUCAGAUAGAGAUGUAACAUAUAGUGAUCUUCAAAAAAUGCAUUAUCUCGAAAAUGUUAUCAAAGAGACUCUUAGGUUUUUACCUAGUGUACCAAUAUUUACAAGAAUUUUAACACAAGAUUAUAUAACAACCAAGGGUUUUUUGGUUCCACGGUCUACAAACAUUUUGAUAUGUCCCUUAGCUGUGCAUUUUGCAGAACAUAUCUAUCACAAUGCUACCAAAUUUGAUCCUGACAGAUUUAAUGAGGAGAAUGUCAGAAAGCGUCACCCAUUUGCCUACAUCCCGUUCAGUGCAGGCCCUAGAAAUUGCAUAGGUCAAAAGUUUGCCAUGAUGGAGAUGAAAGUGGUCCUCUCGACGGCAAUCAGAUACAACUACUUUCAUUCGCACAGCACUUUUGAAAAUACAAAAUUUUCCCCUUUGCUCAUUGUCAGAGCCCAUAAACCAAUAAUAAUGCAUUUUACUCCAAGAAAGUUGGGAAAAAUUAAUGCAUAAUUUUUUUGAAAUUUUUGUACAAAUUCUUUUUUAUUUAUACAAUAAAAGCAUUACUGUAAAAAUAAAAUAUUCCACUAUGUUAAUAAUAGUAUUGUAAAUAUAUGCAUUUUAUUUGUA